Molecule: messenger RNA, 4724 nt
Organism: Venturia canescens
Lineage: Eukaryota; Metazoa; Arthropoda; Insecta; Hymenoptera; Ichneumonidae
Gene: Spt20
Product: Spt20
Exons: 20
Coding region: 337-3711 (1124 amino acids)
Biological process (GO): regulation of transcription by RNA polymerase II
Cellular component (GO): SAGA complex
Molecular function (GO): transcription coregulator activity
Source: RefSeq, a predicted model, not a curated record
UUUCCCAGUCUGUGCCUGUGUCGUGUUUGUAUAAUAGGUUACACUGUGCUCCGAAAUGACAUUUGUAGCUCGUAAAUAUUAUUUAUUCUAAAAACGAUUGAAUUUCUUUUGGUCAGUCAGUGAUUCGUUCGAUGUGUGACUUGUCGCUACGAUAAAUCGUGUAUUAUUUUUUGUAACGGCGUGGGAGGUUAUGAUACAAAAAUUGUCUUUACUCUGAAAUACCCCGUGGUCAAUGUUUACUACAGAAAACACUUAACGCUCGUCAACGAGAAUGUGACGAAUCAUUGAUAGUUUUUGAGCUAUGACAUUACAUGAUAUUGUUGAAAAAGGGCCAAAAUGAUUGGCGCAGCCUCUGGCUUGGAAGAUGCCUGUUGGCAAGCUCAGGAUAUGAUAAAUCAAGUGUCGAGAGGCUGGCGUGAUAGUCAAAAUGCUUCCAUCUCUGACAGAGCACCGUCAUUGAUGCAAAAAAAGGAUCAGCACAAUCAGUCUAGGCACAGUAUUCAAUCCAAACUGACCAGACUAUAUUUCGAGGAAUUGUCCAAAGUUCCUCAUGCCACUCCUGAUUCUGUUUUGAAUAAUCUUGAAAACGAGUGCGAUUUACUGGGAAGAUUGGUGCAGAGGGAAGGACUCCAUACGUUAAUUGUAAACCUCUAUGCCGGCAACAAAGGAUACUCAUUAGCCGUAAGAAAUAGCGAUAAGGGUAGCCAGUACGAGAAAGGUGGCGGAUUAUUGGCGGAAACACAAUUGAUGGGCUAUGAACAGGGUGAAUUAUUGUCGUGCAUAGACAAUGGUCAAUUGCCGGCAAUGCUGGCUGAACAACUCGAACCGAGUAACUCUCAUUUAUUUUACGAUGGUUGUAUCAUUGCUGAGGUUCGCGACUAUCGUAAAGCUUUUCCUCACAACAAAGCUGACAUACAUCAUGUUCUCUUGAAACCUACGACUCAGAGUGUACUGUCGGACGUAUCAACAUUGACGAGCGACGGUGAGUGGAGUCAUGAAGAAAGAUUGAUGUUGGAGUCUCGUUUGGUCGCUGCGACACAAGGACCUCUUUGUCUCGAUCCAAAUCCCGCAUCGAGCUUGGCUACAACACGUCUACGACAAUCAAGAUCGUUGCUUACCGACCAUCAGCUCAUGCGUCAAGCCAAAAAGUUUUCUCAGGUAACGGUGAAUCGAAAGAGAAAAUUGGAACAACUAGCGCAGCCAGAGGGACUUACGAUACAGGAUUUAAUGCAAAAAUUGCGUGCCAAGAGAGGAUUGCCAACAACCACUGCCUGUCCACCGCCUUCUCUCGUGAAUCCACCAUUGCUUCCGCCAAGCACGCCGAUCGAUGUCUUGAGAUACGCUAAAGCUUACGAGCGACCGCGGGAAACGAAAGACUGUCUGCCUCAACUUAUAGAAGAAUAUAUAUUAGAGACUGAACGGGGCCAAGGACGUGUUUACCAUAUAAAGCUCUCAAUCCUACAAAGACCUUCCAAUUCCGAGUACCUGGGAGAGCUUUAUGUGGACAGAGAUCAUCGGGAGGGUGAACGAAAUGGAUCUGCAUGCAGAUUUACUCUGGGCACGAGAGUUCAAGCUAAUCACUAUAUGCAACAAUUUACGGAAAUAUUUACCGAGGAAGGUAGAAAAAACGUGCGAAUAAAGCAUGUUGUACCGGGGCAGGCACCUCGAGUAACAUGUACACCGGGGAUGCAGAGAGCACAUCAACAGGCUCAACAAGCACAAGCUGCACAGUUGGUGGCACAACAAUUGCAGCAAGCUCAAUCCCAGCAUGUCGCACAGCAGAUUCUCUCUCGAGCUCAAGGCCAGUUGAAUAGCCUGGCGGGACAAGUAGCGUCGAUAAAAGCCAUGACGGAAGCCACGACAUCGGGGCAACCAGGUGUUACGUGUUUGGACGCUAAUUCGAGCGUGGUGCAAGGCAGCAUUCCACAAAUUGACGGAGGGAGUGUUGCGUCUUCCGUGCAGCAACAACAACAACAACAGCCUCUUACCAACGGAGUUGUCAAUAGCCCAGCUCCGGUGCAAGUACCUGUACCUGUGCCCGUGCAGCUCGAAUCCACAACCGGAAUUGCUGUCAACGAUAACGUUAAUUCUUGUAACGGUUCAGGAAUUCUCGUUUUUCAACAGAAAGCUCCGGUUCCGUCGAACGUCAACACUGCUGUCGCUGCAAAUUCUGUACCCGUGCUCCAAGCGCAACUGCAAGCCGGCGUCCAGAGCAACAUAAACGAGAGCAAUACUAGCAACCAGACUUCGAGCGAAUCAACGUUCAAAAAACAUUCAACUAACCCAGCUAUUAGCGCACUCGUUACUUCACUCAUGAACUCUGCUCAACAGUUUCAGCAACAAGCCGCGGCAAACGCAGCUGCAGCUGCCCAAAGUUCGACAAAGACGAACAACGCCGCCAUUCUCAGUUUGCUAAACAGCAGUCCGGCUAAUCUGGCACAGCAAAAAGCUCAGCCACGCCGGAUUUCACUGAACACUUCACUUCCAUCGCGUGUCAUUGGUCAUGGAAAUGUUAUAACUGUUCCCAGUACAACUGGCCAAGUGAGAGUAAGCAUAAGUUCUGCUCUUACGAGCCAACUCGCCGGUAAACAACAGCCCGUAAAAGCCACCGCUGUAAGAUUAGCAAGAGUUCAGGACCCGGCUUCGACUUUGGGCUUAUCAAUGCCCGGAUUAUCGGCAUUACUCGCCGGUACACCAUCGGCGGAUAAUCCUAUACCAGGAAUAAACAGUGCUUCAUCACUUCUGGAGAGAUUAACUGCGUCGUCGAGUCAAAGCAGUCAACCGAACAGCCCAAUGACAAGCCCACCACCAGCCAAUGUUAAUCUACAGGGGGUCAAUCUUACUAGUCUACCGAAUUCAAUAAAUGGUCUUCAAAACGUCCAGGUAUCAUUUCCUGGAUUGUCACAGCCAAUAACAAUGGCACUUACCGUUUCUGCGGCCACAGGAUCAGUAACACCCACCGGAGUUAUUGUCUCUCUUCCGAUAUCCAGCGGGACCAAUACCUGCACCACGGUCUCUAGCAUGGUUCCAGCUACUGUUGUUACCACGGCCGUUGCUGGAACAACACCUACAGUUGUUAUUGCUAAUUCUGCCAAUACUCAUCUCUCUUUGCCAAUCGCUCAAAUCUUACCAUCCGGAGUCAAGGGAUUAUCACAACAAAAUAUACGUAGUACCAAUACUGUUGCUGCUGCUGCUGCCGCUGCCGCUGCUGCCAAUCGUUCACAGGCAGGGCAGGCUAUACAACUAGUCGGAUCUCAAAGGCCUCGACUUAAUCAGAUGGGACGACAGGUGCAAGUACCGAGUCAGGUCAAGUCCUCGGUUUUGCAAAAUCAAUUAGUUACCGUUGGAAAAACAAUGACAGCCAGUCAACUCAUACUUUCCGGUAACAAACAAGUUUUGACUCCUAUAAUGGGCGGAAGUAAACCCGUGCUCAUGGCGAGUCAAGCAGGAUCUUCAUCGCAGGGUGUAAGUGCGAACAAACACACUCUUUUGGCAAAGUCACUUCACGCUAGAACCGGUGCUACGGGACAAGUGAAUCCACAGAGCCAAAAUCUCGGAGUUGCGAGUCUUUCGCAACAGCAACUGCAACAAUUACAACAGUGUUUAGCGGCGCAGCACAAGGCGGCUGUAGCAGCUGGUAAUUCACCGAACAGAACGCAAAUUCAACCUCAACGAAGCUCGGCCUCGGCACCCGGGGAAGAUUCUCUCUGAACAUGUUCAAAAGCUAUACCAACUUUUACGACUCAUCGUUGUUUAUAUUUCAUGUUUAAAAGGAAAAAAAUUUGAAUAAUUGGAGCCUUUGCUCAUUUUUAUGGGGAAGAAAAAGGCGGAUGAAGAAGAUAUAAGAAGAACGAGAAAAAAUUAUUGAACAGCGGUAUUGGUUGAGGGAAUUAAAUCGUGCGCGUGCCGGUAUUGUAACGAAACAAAGUAAUUGAAAAAAAUAUAUAUAAAUAUAUAUUAUUAAUGUUUAGAAGCUUUCGAACAAAGAGCGCACAUUAACUCAUUGGCACACAUAAUUUAUUAUACACACACAUCUCUCUUAUUCGUUUUCCCAUUGUGCAGUUCGUGUUUAUUUUUUUUUCGUUUCUUUCGCAUUAUGGUCAACGAACUUCCGAACAUUAUAAAUAUGUAUAUACCUUUUGAAUAGUGAAAAUUGUGUGCAUGUGCAAUAAAAGGAUGAAGGAAAAAUGAUAAAAACAAAAGAAAUAACUCCUUAAGUAGAAGCUUAGUUUUGUUUGAUAAGCAACUUUUGCCGGCACGCCAGCACGUUCGUAUUAUCCGAAAGGUUUCAAUUAUUAUUGUACAUAUUGCAUUCACAGGUACUACUAAAUACCUUAUAGUACAUACUACGAUAUAUGAUUUGUUUUUAUAUUAAAAUGAGAAAAUCUAAAAAAAAAUUGAAAAAAAAAAAAAACAAACAAAUCAACGAGACUAUUCUUAUUGUCAUUGUCGACUGUUUGCAACAUUACUUCCACCAACAUUGGCGUUUUGCCGACAGCUGUACGGACUUCUAACCAGAAAUAUCAGGCAAAAUGGGACAAAUAUCUCGAGGCUAAAUGUCGAACGGGCGAAAAUAAAGCAAGAAUCAAUGUUGAAAAAUAUAAUUCGUAUAUUUACAUAAAAAUAUCAUUUAUAAUAACAUAUAAAUUAGUACAGAUAAUCAGGGAGAAAAAUAUGGCAAAUGCCCGUACAUCUUCGAAAUAAAUAAGUACUAGUUACAAAAA